This is a messenger RNA of Trichomycterus rosablanca, 1158 nucleotides long. RefSeq names its product zinc finger protein 235-like. Lineage: Eukaryota; Metazoa; Chordata; Actinopteri; Siluriformes; Trichomycteridae. Gene Ontology annotation, biological process: regulation of gene expression. Bases 1 to 1158 code for a protein of 385 amino acids. The transcript has a single exon. The record is from RefSeq and is a predicted model, not a curated record. Gene Ontology annotation, cellular component: nucleus.
AUGAAAGUCCUGAUCAAAUCUGAGGAGGAAUGUGAAGAAGAGAGUAAUGAAUCCCGUUAUGAGCAGCAGAAACAGGAGUACAAUGGAAGACAGCGACAGGGCCUCCUCUGUGAGCGAAGCUCUUCUCUGAAAACACACCAAAGAAUUCCUACUGGAACAAAACCUUUUCACUGCUUUCAUAGUGGCAAGAGUUUCAAACAUGCAAGGAACCUGAAGGAUCACCUGUGGAUUCAUACUAGAGAAAAACUGUAUCAGUGCGAACACUGCGAGAGGAAAUUCUCCCACGUACGACAUUUCCAGGAACACCAGCGCGUUCACACUGGACAAAAAUCAUAUCAGUGCAAUCAGUGUGGGAAGCGAUUCUCAUACACACGAGGCUUGAAAAGACAUCAAGGGAUUCACACUGGAGAAAAACCACAUCAGUGCGGUCUGUGUGGGAAGAGAUUCAGACUGGUGCAGAUUUUAAAAAAGCACCAAUUAACCCAUACUGUAGAUAAAACUCAUCACUGCUCUCAGUAUGGGAAGAGUUCAGGUCAAACCGGAACCUUACAGCAGAUCGUUCUGAAUGACAAAAAGCAAUACCUCUGUGCUUACUGCGGCAAGAGUUUCGGACAUGAAGGCAACCUAAGAACUCACGAGAGAGCUCAUACCGGAGAAAAACCUCAUCAGUGCAGCCUGUGCGGGAGAAAAUUCUCUCAUAUCAGCCAUUUUAAGGAGCACCAGAGAGUCCACACCGGAGAAAAACCUUAUCAGUGCGGCCAGUGUGGGAAGAGGUUCCCGUACGCGCGAGGGUUGAGAAGACACGAGCAGACCCACACUGGAGAGAAACUCUUUCAAUGCUUUCAGUGUAAGAAGUGUUUCACACAGGAGGUAAACUUGAAAAUCCACCAGCGCAUUCACACCGGAGAGAAACCAUACAAAUGCUCGUACUGCGUGAAGACUUUCUCAAACACGAGAGCUUUGAAAUACCAUGAGCGGAUUCAUACUGGUGAAAAACCAUAUAAGUGCUCCGAGUGUGAGAAGGAAUUCAGACUCGGACAGUCUUUAAAAAGACACCAGAGAACUCACACUGGAGAGAAACCGUACCACUGCGGUCAGUGCGAGAGGAGAUUCGCCAACAACCGAUCCCUAAAAAGGCACCAGAGUACUCAUACCUGA